Molecule: messenger RNA, 873 nt
Organism: Cryptococcus amylolentus CBS 6039
Lineage: Eukaryota; Fungi; Basidiomycota; Tremellomycetes; Tremellales; Cryptococcaceae
Exons: 7
Coding region: 34-873 (279 amino acids)
Source: RefSeq, a predicted model, not a curated record
CUCAUUCUCAUCACUCAUCGAUAUCAACUCGAAAUGGUGUUCGGUGUGACCUUGCCCAUCCUCGCUGCUGGGUCCUACAUCCUUGGCUCAGCCACGACGGCAGAUGCACUUGUCAUCAAACGGGACGUCUGGGCAUCUCCGGGUGCUUUGGGGUUCAUCUACCCACCCCCUCGAGACUACAAUGCUAGCGUCGCAACGACACGACCUUGUGGUGCAGCAUUUGUCAGUUCAACGAGACAAUACAUCCCCUUGAAUGGGGGCAAUAUUUGGCUUCUCUCGCAAACUAAGGUGGAAAACAUCCAACUCAAUUACGCCGAUAACGAAAACCCUACGGCGCAGGCGGACUUUACGACCCUCGGAAUGGCCAUGACCGGCCUGACCGCUGGUGACAUGUGUGUGCCUUUGCCUGAUUUCGAUGGCAUGGGUCUGACUUUUGGUGACAAGCUCACAAUCCAGAUUGCUUAUGCUGUAGAUGGCAGCGCUUCAAACAAGCAAUACCAAUGUGCCGACAUCGAACUGGUUUCAGCUCAUACCUACGAAGCUCCCGCCUACACUUGUACGAAUACGAGUACCAUCUGGAGCGAUUCCGACUCAUCUACCACAUCUGGAGCAUCGACAGUGACAGUCACCGCGAGCUCGUCAGGCAAAGUCAGUCCGUUGGCAGCCGGUUGGAUUGGUGCUUGUGUGACUCUUGCGGUCGCCGCACUGGCUUUCGGUGCUGCGUAUUACGUCGGGCUGGUACUCUUUGGGCGCCGAAAUAGGACAGCAAAGGCGAGGGCCAGUGCUGGCAACCAUAUCGAAUUCCGAGGUCACCAGUCAAACGACGACAUCUCCCUUCAGAGUCGCAACACUAUUGAUAAGCGACCGCUCUAG